AUUUUGGUAAUUUUGCGUCUACUGAAAAGUGAAAAGGCUGAAACUAACAAAGAUUGAGUCUAUCGCUUCUCUGCACAAUCAAAUUGAGCUGAGACUACCAUCCAUCGGACCGAGCCGGUAGAGAAAGAGAGAGAUGGCAUCCGGUUGGGGAAUCAAUGGCACUAAAGGAAGGUGCUACGAUUUCUGGGUUGACUUCAGCGAGUGCAUGUCCCGUUGCAGAGAGCCCAAGGAUUGCUCUCUCCUUCGUGAAGACUAUCUCGAGUGCCUCCACCAUUCCAAAGAGUUUCAGCGAAGAAAUAGGAUUUACAAGGAAGAGCAACGAAAAAUAAGAGCUGCCGCACGAAAAGAAAAGGAUGGCGGAGAUGGUGUUCACCAUCAUGCAUGAUGAUAAUUUGUGAUCAUUCAAAUUUCCAAGAAAAAUAAUGCAUGGAGAUUGUUGUAUUUGUGUUGGAUCUUUCCUAUAUUUCCUGUUCCUUGGAAUGGAGACUGUUGUUUUGAGCCCGUGCAACAGAGGCAAUGGUUAAUCUUUCAUCACUAGACCUGGAUGUGACAGCAAUAUUUGCGACUUCAAUUUUCAAAUUCUGAGAAUUUUAUUUUAGUUCA
Gossypium arboreum is the source of this 603-nucleotide messenger RNA. RefSeq names its product NADH dehydrogenase [ubiquinone] iron-sulfur protein 5-B. Lineage: Eukaryota; Viridiplantae; Streptophyta; Magnoliopsida; Malvales; Malvaceae. The record is from RefSeq and is a predicted model, not a curated record. The coding region runs from base 134 to 385 and encodes 83 amino acids. The transcript has 2 exons. Gene Ontology annotation, biological process: mitochondrial respiratory chain complex I assembly.